AUGGCCUCCAAUGCAGGAAUCCAGGAUUCAACGACAGAAACGGACGAAGGACGUGUAGUUAAAGCAGAAAUUUAUAAAGCUGAAGGAAAUGAAUUUUUUAAAAUGGGGGAAUACAAGAAGGCAAUAAAAAAGUACCAUUUUGCAUUGAUGUAUUUGAAAGGAAUUGGAGAGAAACACCCGAUAACACAGGAACAAAAAGUAUUGACAGAAGAUUGGAAAAAGAGAUUCGAUGAAAUGAAAUUUAGUUGCUAUAAUAAUUUAGCAGCAUGUCUCGUCAAAGAUAACAGAUGGGAGAAGGUUAUCGAAUAUUCAAACAAGGCGUUAGAAGUCCAUCCUGAGAAUGCUAAAGCAUGGUUUAGGAAGGGACAAGGUUAUUACCAUACGAGAAACUGGGACAAGGCUUUUGAAGCCCUAAAUCAGGCGAGAAAGCUUGAACCAGAUGAUGCUAAUAUAAAGAAAUAUGAGAUCAAAGUAGAGCAAGAGCUGAAAAAAUACAGAGAGAAAGAGAAGAUAAUGUAUGCUGGGAUGUUUGCAAAAUAAGACAUAGAAAGAACCUGGCAAUGCUUGCUCUUGAUGGAAGGACAGAUUUUGGAGAUGUGCAAAUGUGCACUAUAAUAUAGGAGUCCAAUUACAUGUGUGGAAUCUGAAAGGAUAACUUCAAUAUGGAGACUUGAAAAACAAAAUGACAAUAAGCUCAGUGUGAAGUUACCAGUUAUGUGUAUAUUAUGGAGUCUGGUUGCAAUUGAAACAUUUUUGUAAAUUUUUAUUUCAAAGUUGCAUAAUGUUUGUAUAAACCUUUUCAUAUGAAAAAAU
This is a messenger RNA of Dendronephthya gigantea, 813 nucleotides long. Its product is annotated as tetratricopeptide repeat protein 9C-like. The coding region runs from base 1 to 540 and encodes 179 amino acids. The record is from RefSeq and is a predicted model, not a curated record. NCBI's taxonomy places the organism in Eukaryota, Metazoa, Cnidaria, Anthozoa, Malacalcyonacea, Nephtheidae. Gene Ontology annotation, molecular function: protein binding. The transcript is spliced from 4 exons.